AUGGAAAUUGCAAUCGCUAAAGGGUUAUUCAACAGAAUACCCAACCGAAAAGUUCUGAAAGGAAUAAAAGUUUUGAAAGAAUUGGUGCGUAACGCGUCUGUAUCCAGCAACCUGGACGCACCGGAAGGAGGCUUCGACGCGAUCAUGCAAGCAAUAGUUUGCCGGAAUCAGAUAGGCUGGCGCGAGAAGGCUCGCCGGUUACUGGUGUUCUCGACUGAUGCUGGUUUCCAUUACGCGGGUGACGGCAAGCUGGGUGGUAUCAUCAAGCCAAACGACGGCCUGUGCCACCUGGACACCAGGGGCACAUACACUCACUCGUCUUUGCAGGAUUACCAGAGCAUCUCGCAGAUCAAUCUGAAGAUAGCUUUGUUGAUGCGCACGAGUUUGCGAGAUUCUUGAGUGUCGAACGGACGUUACUGCGCGCGAUUAUAGUUUUCGUAUUUUUUUUCAGUAGCAAUGUACGCGAAAUACGCGUGAAUCACGCGUCGUGUCGGGAGUGCCCUGUAAAGUAUCGCGCGUCGGGAGUGCCGUGUAAAGUGCCGGGCGAUCGUAAUUAUUCGUGUUUUCGCGAGUGUUGAGAGUGCUACGAAGGAUCAAAAGAGGAGGAGGAGGCCCGGAGAGGCAUCGGGCGACAGUGGAGCAACCGUGAGAUCAAUGAGCUGUAGACUACAACUUCGCUACUGCACGUGUCGGUGAGUGAGAAAUUGUUUAUUUUAUAUCAUUUUUAUUAGCGAUAAUGAGAGUGUAUCAAACUGGU
Molecule: messenger RNA, 757 nt
Organism: Nylanderia fulva
Lineage: Eukaryota; Metazoa; Arthropoda; Insecta; Hymenoptera; Formicidae
Source: RefSeq, a predicted model, not a curated record